Halichondria panicea is the source of this 2008-nucleotide messenger RNA. RefSeq names its product serine/threonine-protein kinase dyf-5-like. The transcript is spliced from 11 exons. Gene Ontology annotation, biological process: intraciliary transport; protein phosphorylation; cilium assembly. The record is from RefSeq and is a predicted model, not a curated record. Bases 190 to 1908 code for a protein of 572 amino acids. NCBI's taxonomy places the organism in Eukaryota, Metazoa, Porifera, Demospongiae, Suberitida, Halichondriidae. Gene Ontology annotation, cellular component: cytoplasm; nucleus; cilium. Gene Ontology annotation, molecular function: protein serine/threonine kinase activity; ATP binding.
AUGUUGUUGCCAUGGCAAACAAUGUUUUUCUUUCACACGUUCACGUUACAGAGAGGGAUCAUCAAUCAAAUGACUGGUACUGGUGGGGUGGAGCUCUCCGUUUUGUUCUAGCUUAGUAGACAUCCAUCUCCCAAGAUUCAAGUCUUUCAAGAAACCAAUAUACACAACUAUCAGACAGAGAUCUAUGAGAUGAAGGACUAUGUGCUACUCAGACAGCUGGGUGAUGGCACGUUUGGAUGUGUUCAUUUGGGCAAACACCGUGUGUCCGGGGAUACAGUUGCCAUUAAAAUGAUGAAGAGAGAGUACAAGGAUUGGGAUGAAUGCGUCAAUCUUAGAGAGGUUAAGUCUCUGAUGAAGCUUAAGCACCCCAACAUUGUACAGUUGAAGGAGUUGCUUCGCGAGGACAACAAACUCUACUUUGUGUUUGAGUUCAUGAAAGAGAAUCUGUACGAGGUGACCAAGAAUCGAACCACUCGGUUCCCUGAGGCUACCGUACGUAACAUUGCCUACCAGCUACUACAAGGACUCACAUACAUGCACAAACAUGGAUUCUUUCAUCGUGACCUAAAGCCUGAGAACUUGCUCUGCACAGGAGAGGUGGUCAAGAUUGCUGACUUUGGACUGGCCAGAGAGAUACGGAGCAGGCCACCUUUCACUGAAUAUGUGUCCACCAGGUGGUAUAGAGCCCCAGAGUUGUGCCUCCACUCCACCACUUACAAUUCCCCCGUUGAUUUGUGGGCUGUGGGCUGCAUCAUUGUAGAGGUGUACACUCUUAGACCACUCUUCCCGGGGAAAACUGAGCUCGAUCAACUCCACAAAAUAUGCACUAUACUAGGCACACCAGACAAGACUAUCUGGGCCGAAGGUUUGAAGCUGGCUGCGAAUAUGAACUGCAAACUCCCCUUGUAUGUGCUUACCAGCCUCACUGGUAUCAUAAAGGAAGCCUCCGCUGAUGGCAUUCAUCUCAUAUCAGAGCUGCUACAGUGGAAUCCCAAGAAAAGACCUACUUCAGCUCAAGCACUUCGUUUCAAGUUCUUUCAAGUUGGCCAAUCUCUAACCACUGCCUCACAGUCCACGACUACAGUGCACCCUCCACAACCAGUAGCACUCACUCAACAUGGCCACAACUUGAGGAGACCACCCGUCAUCAACAUGGACCUUGCUAAUCAGAUUCAUGAGCCGAUUCACAAACGAACCUCAUCAGAAAUCAGUGCUGGUAUCGAGAAUGUGAAGUCUAAAGUGCUUGGGAGGUCCAAGUUUGAGCAACAAUCUCCAGCACAUGUGCUGCCCUCGUUAGGGGGGAGGGAAGUGAACGGGAAGCAGCACAGAACCUCGUUCAACCCAGUGCUCAGGUCUAAACCACCGAUGGGCACCAUUGGACGACGAGGGACAAAGGAUAGCAUCGAUCUUGAUGAAAUUCAAGAUACUACUCAUUCCAAGAGAACUAAUCUGUCUGGAGCUGUUCAAAGCAAGCCACACCAACCCAACAAGGCAGAGGUGGCCCAGUUCUAUGUGAGCCGGGCCCGCUACUCCCCAGUGAGUGGAGGAGGCAGUGGACAAGGGACCAGUGGACAUGGCCUGGGGUUUGGCAGCAGUGCACCUAGAUGGCCACAGCAACAGAGCAGAGAACAAACCCGACCACCACGAGUGUCAGCCCAUCGUCACCAACUACCCAGCCUGGAUGCUGACAAUAAAACCAAAUAUGAGCCCUGGAAAAAGAGCUCUACUACUGGGCUAGGGAGAGGGGAAGUGUCAUGGAAACCACCACCUAGGGCUUCUAAUAAUGCCUUAUCUGGUGGAGGUUAUCAUUCGUCUGUGGCUUCUGGUCACAGAAAGGGUGGAAUACACGGCAGAACAGACUGGACAGCAAAGUAUGGAGGUGCAGCGAUAUCUAGAAACUAUUACUAGCACACAGAACACUUAUCACAAAAUAAUUAUGCUUCAAUUUUGUCAGUUCAAAUUCUUGUUACUUGAAUAUUUUUGCAAAUAAUUCUUGCAAUUGCAUUGA